UUUCAUACAACUUCCCUUGAUACCUACGCCUAUAUAUAACUUGGUGGAUCUAGCAGUUGAUACUUAUCUGGUUUUAGAUUCUGUAUUCUUGUUCUAGUUCAUCAUCAAUGGGUUUCAAGAGAUCUUUGUAUGGAGAAGAAGAAGACUACUUUACAGUUGUUAAUCAAGAAGCCAAGCGAAGGAUUACAUCUACACAAGAUUUGGUCUCAACGUUAGAACCAUUGAUUCGAAGAUGGGUGCGGGAGGAGGUCCAACAAUCUUGUCAAAGCUUCUUUUGUACAUUACCUAGGAUAGAUCUGCCUAUCAAUGCGCUACAACCAUGUUAUACAACGCCCUUGCAGUUGCGGUUUCAGGCGAAGCUGCCGAAUAUGUUCUUCACCGGCAGUAGGAUCGAAUCCGAGGACAAGAAAGCUGUGAAACUAGUGUUGUUUGAUGUGAGUUCUAACAAAGUUGUCUCAAGUGGACCCUUUUCAUCACUGAAAGUAGAGAUUGUUGCACUUGAUGGCGAUUUUUCGGCCGAUGAUGAAGAAGAUUGGCCUGAGAAAGAUUUCGAUGCCAAACUCAUAUCUGCAAGAGAUGGCAGAAGGCCACUGAUAACUGGUGAAUUGCUGGUCACUUUACAAAAUGGUGUUGCUGAUCUAGGUGAAUUAUGUUUUACCGAUAACUCCAGCUGGAGGAGGAGCAGAAAGUUUAUGAUCGGUGCACGGGUCAAGAAGGAUACGUGUACUGGAUCAAGAAUUAGAGAAGCCAAAAGCCAGGCAUUCAUAGUAAAAGACCAUCGCGGAGAAUCAUACAGGAAGCACCAUCCUCCAUCCUUGAAUGAUGACGUCUGGCGGUUGGAAAAGAUAGCGAAAGACGGGGUUUUUCAUAAACGCUUAGCAUCAAACCGUAUAUGCACUGUAAAAGACUUUCUGCAAAUGUAUGUUACCAACCAGACCUCGCUUCGCAAGUUACUGGGUGGAUCAUCUAGCAAGACAUGGGACACAAUAAUCAAGCAUGCCAAAGAUUGUGUUCUAGAUGAUAAGUUGUACAUUUGCAGAAGUGGUGCAGAUGGGACCGGGAUUUUUCUUAAUUCCAUUAUGACGGUUGUAGGUGCGACUUUUGACGGCCAAAACUUUCUUCCGCUCGAUAAACUCUCUGUGCUUCAGACGCCUGUGGUGGAAGCUAUGAAGCAGCAGGUUUACAAAGAAUUGGAUGGGAUGGUACCGAUGGAUGCAUCAUCCGUUUUCGAAGUCUCGAUGCCGAUACGCCAUGAACAGCUUAAAAGUGAAGUUGGAAUGCAUGACAUGUAUGACGCGGAUCUAGCUGCUGCUGCUGCUGUUGUUAAUAUUGAUGAUUGGCAUACUGGGACAUCCCUAUGGCAAGGAAAUGAACUCUUCAUAGAUCCAAGUAACCAAACUAUAGAUAUCUUUUCUUCUGAUUUUGGAAUAUGUUUCUCAAGUAAUGGGUCACCCCGCGCAAGGUGGUGUAAGAUCCGAGCUGCCCUCAAGUGGGGUUCAGUUAGGCGAGAUGUGGCUUCUAAAAAGAUGGCCGAUUCGUAUCUUGAUUUCCUAGUUUAGAUGCGUUAGUUAGUGACGUUUAGGUGGCCGGAUCUGCGAUCGCCACAUUUAACUCUUUUAUCUUAAUUUUCUGCAUGAUGCACAAAGUAUUAUGGCUGUAAAUAUGUCUGGCAACAAAUAUAAUAUGGUUGUGGCUAUUAAUUUUCUGUGGAAAACC
Messenger RNA from Helianthus annuus (common sunflower), 1716 nucleotides. RefSeq names its product calmodulin-binding protein 60 D. Gene Ontology annotation, molecular function: sequence-specific DNA binding; DNA-binding transcription factor activity; calmodulin binding. The record is from RefSeq and is a predicted model, not a curated record. Gene Ontology annotation, cellular component: nucleus. The coding region runs from base 108 to 1559 and encodes 483 amino acids. Lineage: Eukaryota; Viridiplantae; Streptophyta; Magnoliopsida; Asterales; Asteraceae. Gene Ontology annotation, biological process: regulation of salicylic acid biosynthetic process. The transcript is spliced from 5 exons.